UGGUGGGCUUCCAACAGCUAUGGUGCUACACGCUCUCACAACGCCACACUGAUUGUAGCUACCCUCUCCAAUGAUUUUCAGAGACAGGCCGAACCCAUAGUAAAGACCUGCAUUGGGGACUCUAUCUCCUUGCCCUGCCAACCACCCAAGGGCACCCCUCAGCCAGAGUUGACUUGGUUCAGGGAUGGUCGCCAGGUGACCAACUCUAGCCGUGUCAGUGUCUCUCAAGCAGGUGACCUGGUCAUCAACAAGGUCAUCAAAGAAGACUCUGCAACCUAUGUGUGUAGAGUCAGAAAUGCUGCUGGCACCAGGGAGUCCACACCCACACAACUCACUGCCAUGAUACCACCUUGGUUUGAGGAGCGGCCAUCAAACAUCACUGCCCCAUCAGGAGUAGUGGUGGAGCUAGCAUGUCGAGCACAAGCUUCUCCUACUCCUACAGUGACCUGGCGCCGUCUGGAUGGCAAGAUGCCACUGGGACGUGCUAGGAUAGAUGGUCAACGAUUGGUGUUAGAGCAAGUGGAGACUGUUGACUCAGGUGUUUAUGCUUGUGAGGUGGAGAAUGAGGCAGGAAUUGCCUCUGCCCAAGCCACACUCACUAUCGUCAAUGCACCUCAGCUGUUACAGCGACCACAGGACAUUCAGGUGAUGGCUGGUAAAAAUGCACAGAUCUCCUGCCAGGUAGAGGGAAGACCUCAGCCUCUGGUGAUGUGGCGUCUCCCAGCACUGGACAGAACAGCUCUUCUAUUACCAGGACUGAGCAGGGGUCAUGCUUCUGUUUCUGAUGAUGGCUAUACCCUCAUGAUAGAAAAAGCAUCUAUGCAAGACAGUGGUACUUACCACUGCUGGGGUGUGAGCAAUGGUGGUGGUGUAAGUGUGCAAGCAGAGCUGAUUGUGGUACCAUCUCAUCCACCACCUGUAAUAGGUGUUGGGCCUCAAGAUAAGACAGUUGCACCAGGAAGUGAUUUGACCUUGCCUUGUGAGGUUGUUAGUGAGGCAGCUGAAGCUACCAUCUCUUGGUCGUACCGUCCAGCAUUUCACCUGCCACCCCGUCAACUUUCACAAGACACUGUUGACCCCUGGAUCUCUGUCCUGGACAAUGAUGCCCUAGUAAUUAAGAAUGUGCGUCUUGAUGAUUCGGGCAUCUACACUUGUCGAGCUACAGCAGAUACUGGCACUGUGGAACAGGCAGCAGUGCUCCGAGUAGAACCUGAUGCCAGUUUUAUUGAAACUUUGCAGCUACCAGCACCUCCCACCAAGCCACGUCUUAUGUCCAUGAACCAAACAGCAGUACUUUUAAGCUGGCUUCCCAAUUCUCAAGUGACUGAAGAAUGGGGUCAAUGGUACACAGUGGAGUACUGGAGACAAGGUUGGGAUGAAUGGCGUGUGGCUGAUGCUGUCAUGAUGCAGGAGUCAUGUGUGGUGAGACACCUCACUCCAGGACACACCUACACCUUCCUGGUCCGUGCUGUCAACAACAGAGGAGCAUCGUUCCCCAGCCCCUGGUCAGACCCAGUCACUACCGAGCUUCCCCGUGACCCCAGCCUUGCUGUGGACCAGGUACGCCAGGCUCACCACCGCCUCUCUCAUCCCAUCAUCAUCCUCACUGAUGCUGCCAUCACUGCUCCUCACAGUGUGUUGCUCACCUGGGAUUUCCUGGCUUCGACAGAUGUGUCUGUGGAAGGUGUGCUGGUGUACUCUGUGACCAAGACUGGCACUGUUCAAGUGGCCACUGUCCUGGGUACCUCGUCCUCCUCCCACCUCAUGCACCACCUGAGUUCCAACACUCACUACACCUUCUUCAUGGUCCCCUUCUGGCACAGCAUAGAGGGAACGCCUUCCAACUCUCAGUCACUCACCACACCAGAGGAUGUUCCAGCAUCAGCUCCUGGAGACGUGCGCAUAACAGUGCUUGAGGAUAGUUCUGUGCUCAUCAGGUGGUCACAUAUAAGUGCCGAGGAUGCCCGAGGAAAGUUGGUGGGCUACAAGGUAACAAUAAGUUACAAUGGUAGCCAAACCACAGAGACAGUGAUGAAGCCCUGGCUGGAAGCUCGCAGUCUCUUACCUGGCCAUCUCUAUACUGUGCGCGUGGCAGCUCUUACAGCAGCAGGUCCUGGGCCCUUCAGUGAUCCAGUCUUGCUGGAUGCUGGGCCCAAUGAUGCCCACAUCAUUCAUGGUAAUGUAGACAGUAGUGGUUCUGUAAUAUAUGCAUCACCACAGCCACAGUGGCUAGUGUACUUGCUGAUACCUCUAGUAUUGUUGGUGUUCAUGAUCACCUUAGUGUAUAUUAGGCAGCUCCAUAAAAAAGCUUCAUCCUCAAACCCGCCUCAAGUAUCCACUAUCUACCAAGACCCGUCCAUCUACCCAGAUCAAAACUCUAUCAAUAUGUAUGGCGAGAAUAAAUUGUGGCAUCCCUCAGAGAGUGACAAGGACUCUAGUGUGUCAUCAGCUCGACUUUUCCAUCCACAUAAACAGAUGAACGAGUAUGCAGAACCACGAGUGCAGGAGCUUGAUGAUUCAACAGAACUGUACGUCACAACAGCAUUACUAACACCACCUUCACCUAACCUGAAUUACAAUAUUCCCUGGCAACAUCAAGGUGAUGAUUCUAGAGUCCAGGUCAACUGGGGUGCAUUCCUUCCUCCUCCACCUGCCUGUCCACCACCACUUGACCUAGAUGACCUGGCUAAUGGCAGUAACCACCAAGGUCCCAACAAAACAUCUCCAGAUUCCCAACAUGACAAUAACUGCAGGUUCGAGGAGUGUGAGCGAGCAUACAGUGAUGCCUCUGAACACACCUAUGAUGUGUAUACACAGGUAAUGCCUGUUGAGUGUCAGGAUGGACUCCUCACCUUCAAUACAAAGCUGGAACGUGACUGUCGUAAAGUCAAAGUUGAGUGUCACCCUUCACUUUCUGCGGAUCCACCAUGAAGCAACACACUAAUACCAUGCUGCUGUUCAACAAAUCUACCAUACACAGACCGGACUAGCUAACUCAUAUAUAUAACAAAAGCAUAACAUCAGCAUCAGUUGAUUCUGCAGACUUACUAGUUAGUAGCACAUGCUAGAACCAAUUCAACAGAGUCAUCAGAUGCUAGUGCAUGCUUUCUAGCUGAGCGAGUAAUGCUAGUACCCAUGUCUGGUUUCGAGAGUUCUACUCUCGAAGCCUAGCCUGUGGCCUGACUUUAUUGUUGUCUGACCGUGACCUGCUGCUGCUGCUAGUGACCUGCAGGUAUACAUAGCCAUCAUAACUUGGAUGAUUUUCAUGUAUAAGGAAAAUUAUCCAAAAACCCUCUGUGCAAAAGGAAACUUGACAAGUUUUCAAGCUGGUUUAUGAUGAGUUAAGUUUUGGUACCUAUAUUGGACUGCAUGUGGAUAGCACCAACAGCCUGGUUAAACAGGCCAUCAACAAGGAUACCUUGUCAGUGGCCGCACCACAGGGAUGGUGACCACUGAAAUUAUCUUCAGGUAAUCUCUCAUGAAAUCUGUAGUAUCUGGCCAAUACACCCACCACUCUACAACACACGGUGUCCGUGUCCGUGGUGGCAGCAGUCCGUGCCUCAAGAACACCACCAGACUGAGAGAACAUACUGGCAUAAUGAACAGUGGACGAGCCAUGACAGCCUCAGUCUUCAACCAAGUUACGAGAAUGUAAGAAUGACUGUCACACUACCAUGCACGGAACAGUUCAAAGCCACCAUGGAUGGAACAGUUCAAAUCCACCAUGGAUGGAACAGUUGAAAGCUACCGUGGAUGGAACAAUUCAAAGCCACCAUGGAUGGAACAAUUCAAAGCUACCAUGGAUGGAGCAAUUCAAAGCCACCAUGGAUGCAACAGUUCAAAGCCACCAUGGAUGUAACAGUUCAAAGCCACUAUGGAUG
Messenger RNA from Cherax quadricarinatus, 3881 nucleotides. NCBI's taxonomy places the organism in Eukaryota, Metazoa, Arthropoda, Malacostraca, Decapoda, Parastacidae. The record is from RefSeq and is a predicted model, not a curated record.